Molecule: messenger RNA, 947 nt
Organism: Lotus japonicus
Lineage: Eukaryota; Viridiplantae; Streptophyta; Magnoliopsida; Fabales; Fabaceae
Product: partner of Y14 and mago
Exons: 4
Coding region: 82-756 (224 amino acids)
Biological process (GO): exon-exon junction complex disassembly
Cellular component (GO): exon-exon junction complex; cytoplasm
Molecular function (GO): RNA binding
Source: RefSeq, a predicted model, not a curated record
ACCCAACUCCCGAAGUGAAGUGAAAUUGAAGAGUGAAGUGAGAAAAACAAAAGGUGUCUGUUCUGUCUGAGCGAGAAGGCGAUGGCGUGUAGUGGCAGCGAAGAUCAAGCAUCAGAUCAGCUCAGCAAAACCCUAAAACAAGGCGAACGGAUCCUCGCUCCGACCCGCCGACCCGACGGAACCCUCCGCAAGCCUAUUCGCAUCAGAGCCGGCUAUGUCCCUCAAGAAGAAGUCGCUAUUUAUCAUCCCAAACCUGCCCUCGUCAGUACACUUUGUUGGAAUGAGUUUAAGAAGGAGAUGGCCUCACAUUCUGGACCUCCAGGUUAUGACCCUGAAUUGGAACCAAAACCAAGGACCAAAGCAGGCAAGAGGAAUGAAAGAAAGAAGGAAAAACGGCUUCAGGCUGCCCUUGAUAAGGACUCAAAUGUAGCUCAAGAUAGUGGCGAGCAAGAAACAUUAGCAACCGUUGAGAAUUCAAGUCAUUCAUCAGAGCCUGUCCAUUCAUUAACAACUCAGAUGAAUGAGCUAGCUGUUUCUGGAGAUUCCUCCAUUGUUACUCCUGCCGCCAAUUCUGUUGACGGUUCUGAGUCAGGUCAAGAUAUAGAGAAAAGAAUUCGAGCGCUGAAAAAGAAGAUACGGCUUACAGAAGCCCUACAACAGAAAAGUGCAGAGCAAGAUUUGAAGCCAGAGCAAUUAGAGAAGCUAGCAAAACUGGAUGAUUGGCGUAAGGAGCUAAAACAGUUGGAGGAUAAAUAGCCUGAAACACCAGCUGCUUGAACAAAGUACUAGAAUUAGCAUGAUAAGAAUGUGUAGCUCUUAGAUGUUUUCUCAAUGUGAUAUUAACCAUUUAAUCCACAAGGAUUUUUUCAUCUUCUCAUUUUUGUUUGCAUUUUCACAUUAGGAUAACUUUUGAUAUUGAAGGAAAAAAAAUUGACGUCUUAGCUUGA